Messenger RNA from Ruditapes philippinarum (Manila clam), 3481 nucleotides. RefSeq lists its product as uncharacterized. Lineage: Eukaryota; Metazoa; Mollusca; Bivalvia; Venerida; Veneridae. Gene Ontology annotation, molecular function: protein binding. Bases 132 to 3440 code for a protein of 1102 amino acids. The transcript has 10 exons. The record is from RefSeq and is a predicted model, not a curated record.
ACUUUAACCAUUCCACUGAUAAGCCCGAGACAUGGAUAAUGGACAGGCGAAUUUGCCGGACUUUUUAAAGGGAACAGACGCACUUUCAAUAAUAUUUUAAACUUAAAUGUGCUAAACUACCAACUUAGACAAUGUCAAUUGAAGGACAAUCAGAAAUAGAUAUCUUAGAAAAUAGACUUCAUGAUUUAGAAAAACAGUAUGUUCAGAAGAUUAGAAAACUUAAGAAGCAAAAUCGGGCAGCGGCAGCCCGUGCCUAUGUUCAGCAAAGACUUAAAGAAGAGGCUGAACAGACUGAUACACAUGUGAAAGUACAGGUUUCUAGCUGUCAGAAACAAACAUCUAAGUCAUCUAGAGCACUGGAACAUAAUCACUCAAAAUCUAGGCGAAAGUCUACUAGCAGUUUGAAAUGUGAUGAUGCAGAGGCUUGGCAUCAUAAAGCCAGUCUGCUUGAGCCUGAAGCUUCAAAGUCAAGGCAAGAAUCAUUCAGUGUUUCAGAAAAUGAAAAUGUGCCAUUACAGCACAAGACUUGCAAUAUUCCAGAGAAAGUAGUCAGGCAAAGUGAAUUCGGGAGACUGGAGCAAUUACCAGAAGUAGAGAAUAAUGAAAUGACUAAGCAAAGACAUCUACAAAAAGAUCCGAAAUAUGAAAGAAUGGGAGAAGAAGAGAGUGAGAUUAACAACAUUGUGAACGUAAAAAGUAAUGAUCUAACAAUUCAAACAAAGUAUGUGCCAAGUAUCAAAACUGGAGAUAUUUCAUCUGUAGGGGUUCAAAAAAAUAACUCCAAAAUACCAUUAAAAGCAGAAAUAAAUAGUGGAAAUAAUAAAAAUGACAAUGAUAAACAAGUAUAUGUAGCAGAUGGAAGCAGUGAAGAUAUGUUCCUAACCUCUCCAACUACAACAGUAGAUAGUUAUACAUCUGAAGGAAUAGAUGCUGACCAUGAUCAGGUGAUCAUAGUACCUAGUCAUGAAGAAUUGGUUAGAAAUAAAGAAAAUCUCAGACAUAAAAAUCAAGUGUCAAAAUUAAAACUGUCAAAGUACAAAAAGAAGAAUUUUGUUAAUCGUAUUAUGAAAGAAGAUACAAUUGUUGAAGAAAAGAAAUUUAUGAGACCUAUCAAAGAAACAGAGAGACAAGCUUCUGAUGUUGUUAGAAAUGAAUUACAGAAUACUUGUAAUUCUGAUUUAACAGAUACUGAAAAAGAGUUAGAAAUAGAUGAAGUAUCUUCACAUCAAGUAAACCACAGUGGUGACAGUUCUACACAAGGUACAGUUUUUAGUGAAGGACAAGUGAUUGUGUUUGAAAGGCAGCUUAGAGUUACAAACCAAGACAAUGAAUUGUCUAAAAUGUCCAAGAAAUGUUUAGAUGUUGAAAUAAGUAAACCUGUUCGUAACAAGUGUUCAGAGAUUUUUGUUACGCAAGGUUCAUUAGAUUCUUCAGUAUCAACAGUAUGUGAUUAUGAAUUAGGAAUAGUGAAUGAAGGAAAUACUAAAAUUCGGAGACGGUCAGGAUCGAGGAAAAGGCGAUCUUCUGGUCUUGAAACACAACGAAGAUCAUCAAGGUUAUCUGGGCAAUCUAGUCAAGAUUCAUUGUCCCAGUCAAUUGAAACUGAAGGUAUUUCACCAAUAUUUCUAGCAGCUGGAGAAUCUGCAGCUAAAAAGAGAGUGAUAAUAUCUUCAGUGUUUCAGUGUCUUAUAGACGAGGGAAGACGGAAAAGUGACAUUGAAGAAUUUAAAAUUCCCAAUGAUGUUCUUGUAUCAGAACUUAAAACAAGAACAGUUCCUGAUCAUGACCUGACUGUAAGUAAAGAGCAAUGUUCAAAAUUAGGGAUCAAUGAAGAAAAAAUGGUGAAUGUCGAUCAAAAAGAUUCUAAACUAGAAUUGUCAAAUGAAAAAGAAAACAUUCAGCCAUUAGUCUCAAAUUUACCAACAACUGACACUUGUGAUGUUAACAUCUCAGAAAAAGAUGAUGUAAUGUCUCCAACUUUAUUUGAAUCACAGCCCAAUGUUAGUAACAUCUUUACAUUUAGUAAAGAACCAACUAUUGAUGUCAGUGAUACCAAAGCAGUGGAUAUGGAAAAAGAUUUAAUAAAUAAUGAACAAGUGAUCAAGGCAAUGGAAAAGGUAAAUAAGGGAAAUGAACAGGUAAUGAAGGAUGAUGAGCAAUUUAACAAUAACAAUGAAUUAAAGAAAAAGGAAAAUGAGCUAGGCGAUAAGGAAAAGGUACCAUGUAAUAUUAAUAAGGAAAAAGAACUACAUAGUGAGGAAAAUGAACUUUGUAGUAAGGAAAAUGAACUAUGUAAUAAGGAAACUGAAAUGAAGGACAAGGAUGAUGAAUUAAGCCUGGCAGAAGACAAGGUUCAACAUUUGUCACUUGAUCAACAACAUGAUGAUCAUGUUAGUUAUAUGGACAAGAUUGAUGAAAGUAAGAAUGAAAGGUCAUCUAAUUUACAACUUCAACAGAUUGGUGAUUUUCAGGUCCAAAAAGGUGAAAAUGUUCAUUCUGUAAUGUGUGUAGAGAUAACUUGUGAUGAUCAGGUCCAGCCAUAUGUUGUGUGUUUAUGUUCUUCAUGUCUCAAACUUUACACAAUAUGCAACAAUCAAUGGACAUGUGUAGCCAAUACAAAACUGGGAUUUGUGACAAAGAAGAAGUCUGGUAAUUUGAUGUAUUUACUACCAGAUUCAGACAGUGUAUCACUGGUAUUGCUGGGUAUAAAAUCAGAUUGUACAUGUAUAUAUCAUUAUACAUUCAUCAAAGAGAAAUGGCAGCAGACGACAUUAGAUCAAGUGUAUUCUAAAAGUAUUCAAGUUUGUCCACUGUCUAGCCGUCUCAUUGUGGUCAGUUACUAUACAGAUGAGAGAUCAUAUCUGUGCAAAUACACUCAGGACAUCAAUAGUGACCAGUGGUCAAAUGUCCAGUUAGAUAGUACUGAGAAACAAAUAACACACCUGAUACCUGUGAGAGGUAUCCCUGAAGCUGUUCUCACUUUGACAAAAUCUAUGGAAAUACAAAUAUGGAAUCAUGAGCAUGGUUAUCUGCUAACAUCUGUGGAUAUAUCUGAUGUUUGUCCAGCAGAUCCUAUCUGCUCAAUCAGUUUUGCUGAACAGGGUUUUCUGUUUGUGCCUCUCUUGAGUAAGAAGAAAGGUGGCGAGGCCGGGACAAUAGUUGUGAUAAAUCCAAGUAUGAAUACUUCAGAGACCUUAUCAUCAAUUACUGUGAAUGAUAGUUGGACUGGAUGUAGUGGUACCUGUAUUAUGUCAGCUGGUUUACUGCUGUGCAGACAAAAUAAUGGCUGUAUCCGAAUAUGGAAUGUUUACACUGGUGGUCUCCUAGCAACAGUUGAUGAUGUCACAGUCACAUGCCUUUCAGCAACCAAUCAGCUUUUAGUAGCAGCUCAUAAAACUUGUGUUCAUAUAUAUAAACUGGAUUUACCAAGUCUUUCAUAAUACUAUUUGAAUGAUUUAAUCUUGGUUGUUUUGGGGUUUUU